Molecule: messenger RNA, 273 nt
Organism: Oppiella nova
Lineage: Eukaryota; Metazoa; Arthropoda; Arachnida; Sarcoptiformes; Oppiidae
Source: the annotation of a GenBank genome assembly
AUGACAGAUUAUGAGGGUUUCAAACAACUGGAAGUCAUCCGUAUAUCCGAGUUAACCAGAGCUACCGAUAAUAACACUACAUUAGUGAUCAGUGCGGAUAUAUUUAGUUUGGAUACGGCAUAUUUUAACAUGCUCAAUGAAUUCAAGCGUAAAAUAUUGUGUGAAUGGGAUUACAACGACUACAUCGUGAUGGACCUGUUGACCGCGAUCACCCUAUUCAAUCCGAAUCGCCCUAAUAUAGCCCACAGACAUAAUGUUAAGUAUGAUAUUUAA